AUGUCCUCAGGCCCCAUGAGCUGGUCCUCCCCCACCUAUCCUCCUAACGAGAUGUCCUACUAUGACACUUCGAAAAUGGGUCGCAUGGAAUAUUCUAGGAUGAUGUCACCAACCAAUCAAAACGCUUUAAAUUCUGGCGGUGGUUACUACCUGAACGGUAGAGGAAACGUCGGUGGCCAGGCGAUGAUGGGGGGCAUGAUGCGAUCGAACAUGGCUGUCGUGGAGCGUGGAGUGCCCUAUUCGUCACAGUUUUUCUUACUGAAUUUAUCGCUUUAUAAGCUCCAGCUGCCUCUAAUGGAUGUCAGAGCAGUUAUUUCCAUAAAACCUUCCAUCCACUCCUGA
Helobdella robusta is the source of this 342-nucleotide messenger RNA. RefSeq lists its product as hypothetical. The record is from RefSeq and is a predicted model, not a curated record. NCBI's taxonomy places the organism in Eukaryota, Metazoa, Annelida, Clitellata, Rhynchobdellida, Glossiphoniidae. Bases 1 to 342 code for a protein of 113 amino acids. The transcript has 3 exons.